This is a messenger RNA of Hippocampus comes (tiger tail seahorse), 4040 nucleotides long. It is a transcript of the gene pacsin1b, whose product is annotated as protein kinase C and casein kinase substrate in neurons 1b. Bases 389 to 1927 code for a protein of 512 amino acids. Lineage: Eukaryota; Metazoa; Chordata; Actinopteri; Syngnathiformes; Syngnathidae. Gene Ontology annotation, cellular component: plasma membrane; cytoplasm; endosome. The transcript is spliced from 10 exons. Gene Ontology annotation, biological process: plasma membrane tubulation; cytoskeleton organization; positive regulation of dendrite development. Gene Ontology annotation, molecular function: phospholipid binding; protein binding. The record is from RefSeq and is a predicted model, not a curated record.
UCCUUAAAAUAGUUAUCAGGGUACACAGUCUUCCAAAAAUUGGUGACUUAAAAGGCCUUUUGCAGAGAUUCCCAAGAGAUUUUAUGCUCUGCCUGGUGCUGCUCAGGCCCUAAUGAAAUAUUUAAUUCCAGUAAAUUAGUCCAAUGGCUAAAAACUCUCAUUAGAAAUUGCAAGCAAGGAGAAGUAAUGCUAGCAUGCUGGUGCACAUAUGGCAGCGUACAUCGCAAUCCUGAACUGGCAAAAUUCAAAUUAGACCUUCCCACAAGUAUUUUUUUUUUUUAUUGUUAUGGGUUUGAAUCCCUUGAGAAGUAGUCCUACUAUAAGAGCCCACGAUCAAUUUGUGUUCCGAAAUAUCAUUAGCGUGGCGGCUUGACUCUCUCUCCAUUUUAUGACCACCGUAUAUCUCUCUCUGCAUGCCUUGUAUCUCUCCAAAGAUUGCCUCCGCCCUCUGUGUUAUCAGCUUCUCAAACACUGCCUCGAGCUUCAAAUGACCUCCGCUACGGUUUUUCAUGCUGUGCGUACACUCCAAAGACAAAUUAUCCUGCGCGUAAGAGGAGCUAACGAAGACGCCAUUGCCCCGACUGCCACCAUGUCUGGCGCCUUCGACGAGUCAGCCAGCCUGGAGGAGAACACUGACAGUUUCUGGGAGGUGGGGAACUACAAGCGUACAGUGAAGAGAAUUGACGACGGUCAUAGGCUCUGCAAUGACCUCAUGAAUUGCAUCCAGGAGCGAGCUAAAAUCGAGAAAGCCUACUCCCAGCAGCUGACUGAGUGGUCCAAGAGAUGGAGACAGCUGGUAGACAAAGGUCCUCAGUACGGCACGGUAGAACGCGCUUGGAUGUCGCUGAUGAUGGAGGCGGAGAAGGUGAGUGAUCUUCAUCAUGAAGUGAAGAACAGCCUGAUGAGCGAGGACUUUGAGAAGGUGAAGAACUGGCAGAAAGAAUCGUACCACAAACAGAUGAUGGGAGGCUUUAAGGAAACCAAAGAGGCAGAUGAGGGAUUCAAGAAGGCCCAGAAGCCCUGGGCGAAAAAGUUGAAGGAGCUUGAGGCCGCCAAAAAGUCAUACCACAUGGCAUGCAAAGAGGAGAAGCUGGCAUCUACCAGGGAGGCCAACGGCAAGAGUGAAUCCUCAGUGACUGCCGACCAGCUGAAGAAACUCCAUGAGAAAGUGGACAAGUGCAAACUUGAUUCACAGAAGGCCAAGGACAAGUACGAAAAAGCUCUAGACGAGCUCAACAAGUGCACACCUCAGUACAUGGAGAACAUGGAGCAGGUCUUCGAGCAGAGUCAGCAGUUUGAAGAGAAGAGACUGUGCUUCCUCAGGGAGGUGCUGUUGGACAUCAAACGCCAUCUCAACCUCACAGAGGACCAAAGUUACGCAUCAGUGUACCAGGAAUUUGAACGUGUCAUCACAUCAGCCAGUGCUCAAGAAGAUCUACAAUGGUUCAACAACAACCAUGGCCCCGGCAUGCACAUGAACUGGCCCCAUUUUGAGGAGUACAACCCAGAGCUUACCCACAGCAUCACGAAGAAGGAAAAGUCAAAGAAAGGCAACGAUUCCAUCAUGCUGACCAACGUCACAUCAACAGUUGAUCGGUCCCAAGCUGGAGACCAGGGCAGCAUGAGCAGCUACGAGAAGAACGAGGCGCACAGGGCCUCGAACGAGUGGUCAGACGAGGACCAGACAGCGCCAAACUCGGCCAGCGACACCAACGGCGGCGCCAACCCUUUUGACGAAGACUCGGCCGGUGGUGUCAGAGUGCGGGCGCUAUACGACUAUGAGGGCCAGGAGCAGGAUGAGCUGAGCUUUCAAGCAGGUGACGAACUGACAAAGCUGGAGGAGGAGGACGAGCAGGGCUGGUGCAAAGGUCGUCUGGACAGCGGUCAGCUGGGUCUCUACCCUGCCAACUACGUGGAGCCGAUCUAACACUCUCACCGCCGCGGACGCCUGGAAAAACUCUGAACUGAACUCAAUCGUGGAUACACAUUGACCACCUCCGCCUUUUCCGAGCACCUAAACUUGGUUCCUCCAUUCCUGGACCAUGCGAAUCCUAAUUUUGCAUUUUUAUGAUACGAUCUUCAAAGCGGUGCCUGGAUCAGCAAGAACGAGCUAUGCAUUGUGCAUUCCAUAUAUAUAUUGACGUUGUUUUGGGUUUUUUUUGUAACCAUCUGGAUGCUUGUACAGUGUUCAUGCCUCAUGAGUUUUCUGUCAUUGUGAGUUAUUGAUAUAUCUAGCCUUAAAGGAAUAGUCUAGUUUGAGAUCAUGCGACAGACACACCCAGACAGACACUCACAUUCACACCUAUGUACAAUGAUAGUAGGAGGGGGCCAAGAUUCAAAUCCAGAACCAUAUAUAUACUGUAAAUGUGAGGCAGACCUGCCAACUACUAGGACAUCUUGCUGCCAAUCACUUACCAUCAUAACUAACCAGCAAAAAUGAAAAUGCAAGUCAACACUUGACAUGUUAACACUUUUGUGUACUCAACACACAGGGAAUUUAGCAGGUUUAGUAUUUUUGUGCUAUGGCAACCGGGUACAAGAGAUGUUUGUUUUUGUGGCAGUAAUUUCCAAGAUUGUGAUUAGUUUUUUCAUUUAUUCUAACAUCUAGCAGGCAAACAUGGUGAAGAUCGGCAGACUCCGAAAUGUUUUCAAAAUACUCGAGGUUCACAAUGCAAAUACAAUCGCCACCUCGCGUUAUGACACAAAAGAGUUAUCACGCCUUAGCCCGUUUGCUGUGUCUGCAAAGCUUAGCUAACCAGGCACUAGAGGUUGUCAAUACCUGUAUUAGCUUUGUGAUCCUAGCAGUCUCAUGCAUUGUAUUGAGUCUUAAUUGACCCAACGUUGACCCAGCUAUGGCAGACCAUGUUUUACAUCUUUGUGCUCAGCGAAGCUAUCCAAGUACAAAUGAAGAUUUUUAUCACAGCACAAAUGUACACAUGUAUUUGGUUUUUACUCAUUUUUCCAACAUUUAACACCAGAUGUUUUGGUUCUUUGGUGGACCAUAAAAUGUUGGUAAACCCAAGAGACUUCUUGCUUCUCCCUGAAUGGCAAGAACAAAGAGAAGCAAUACUUGCUCGCAGUUUGCACAUUUUUUUUUUUUUAAUCUUUGUGCUGAGCCAAGUUUAUCAGCAUACAUUUCCACGAUGCUCAUCCCGCGAUUCCUUCCUGGCCUCUGCAUGCUUUCUCCUGUGAAAUAUUGUCACAACUGUGGCACAAAUGUACUGCUAUUGGGUAUAUCUACCCAUUCCAACAUCUAACCAGAAGUCUUGAAAACGUUUGUGAAAUCGAUUGCUUUUUAACUCUCACUAGUAGUCACCUAGCAUUACAUUACUACAUACAGUUCUUUUAAUCCAGCAAUGUUUUAAUACAAAGAGCGCAGAGGAACAAGACUUGUGGGCAGGUAGCUCAUGUUUUCAACCUUUGCACUAAACUAAGCUGACCAGGAUAUAGCCGUCAUGCACUCACAGCAGAGACGUGAAAAAUCUAAUAGGAACAGCACAAAUGUUUUUAAUUUUCUGCACAUCUCAUGACAGAUGUGUUAAAUCUCUCCGGAUUAAAAAAAAAAAAAAAAUAUAUAUAUAUAUGCGAAGUUUGUAAUGCUGACAUAUAGCCCACCUAACAUGCUGAUGGAACAGUAAGGGUAGGAACAUACACCUGUACCUACGGUAAGCAGGAAAUUUCUCACUGGAGAGACAGUCACAUUUAACGAGGGUUGAAAGGUUGUAGCCCAUGUUGACUAAUGAUUUAAACAGUGUGUGUUCUCGCACAUUCUAGACUAUUCCUUUAUUGCUUUUCCUGACAUUUUACCCUCUCUCUUCAUGUGCAUUUGGGAGUGGCUCAAGAGUCAAUUUGUUUAGGCUUCUCUUUGGGGUGAAAUCAAGCAAACGGUGAACCGUAUCACUUUACCUAAACAACACAUCUUUCAUCUUUCAUUCAGACCAAACAAAGUAUCCCAAACUGGUCGGGUCCCUUAAUGGCUCAUCUCUUAAUUUUGAAGGCUGGGGGUCUGAAUAAAAAUCCUGUAAGCUGUGGCACUUCAA